Molecule: messenger RNA, 1943 nt
Organism: Selaginella moellendorffii
Lineage: Eukaryota; Viridiplantae; Streptophyta; Lycopodiopsida; Selaginellales; Selaginellaceae
Product: mitogen-activated protein kinase kinase 3
Exons: 8
Coding region: 89-1675 (528 amino acids)
Biological process (GO): MAPK cascade; protein phosphorylation
Molecular function (GO): ATP binding; MAP kinase kinase activity
Source: RefSeq, a predicted model, not a curated record
UUAAUUUUCUUGUGUGUGCGUUUUUUUCGUUUUGGGGGCUUAUGUAGGGCGCGGCGGGCCGCUCCUCGAUCGCCUGGGAUCGAUCACCAUGGAUCAGAUGAAGAAGAAGCUGAUGCCGCUCAUCAACAUGCGGCCAGACAUGUCGAUUGAUGCCUCGGCGUCCUACAAGGUCACGGAUGGAGGGACCUUGAAUCUUCUGAGCAGAUCUUGUGGCGAGUAUAAUAUCAAUCAGCUGGGCCUCCAGAAGAAGAGCUCUGCCGGUGGAGACGACAAAGACGACAAGGAGAGAACUUAUCAAUGCGCGUCCAACGAAAUGUGCGUUUUUGGAGCAAUUGGAUGGGGAGCUAGCAGCGUCGUUCGCAAGGCUAUUCAUAUUCCAACGCAUCGGAUUCUCGCCCUCAAGAAGAUCAACGUCUUUGAGAAGGAAAAACGUCAACAGUUGCUAAACGAGAUUCGGACACUGUGCGAAGCGCCCAUGGCGAAAGGCCUUGUAGAGUUUUACGGGGCGUUUUAUUCGCCUGAUAGCGGACAGAUUAGCAUAGCGUUGGAGUACAUGGAUGGAGGAUCACUUGCGGAUAUCGUGCGAAACAAGAAGUUUAUUCCUGAGCCGAUUCUGUCGGUCAUCACACGAAAAGUUUUACAGGGCUUGCAGUUUCUUCACGGAGUAAGACAUCUAGUUCACCGAGACAUUAAACCUGCAAACCUUCUAAUCAAUCUGAUAGGUGAGCCGAAAAUCACAGAUUUUGGGAUCAGUGCUGGCCUUGACAACUCCAUUGCCAUGUGUGCCACGUUUGUCGGCACGGUGACUUACAUGUCUCCAGAGAGAAUCAACAACGAGUGCUACUCGUACCCGGCGGAUAUCUGGAGUCUGGGACUUGCGUUGCUGGAGUGUGGUACUGGAGAGUUCCCUUACAACGCUAGCAAGGGCCCUGUGAAUCUGAUGCUUCAAGUAAUGUAUGAUCCGUCUCCAGCCCCGCCUGCGGACAGAUUCUCCUGCGAGUUUCGGUCGUUUGUGGAAGCAUGCCUACGAAAAGAUGCCGAUACAAGGCCAACAGCAGAACAGCUUUUACAACACCCAUUUAUUAAGAAGUACGAGAACGCAGAUGUUGACUUGGCUGGUUUUGUGCACAGUGUCUUCGAUCCAACAGAGCGGUUGAAAGACCUGUCUGAUGUAAGAUGUUUUGUUUUCUCUCUUCCACUUGACUUACUGAUCAUUGAGACGCUGCAGAUGCUUACGGUCCAUUACUACAUGCUGUUUGACGGUCCUGACUCGCUAUGGCAUCACAUGAAGACUUUCUACCGCCAAAACUCGACUUUCUCGUUCGCGAACCAAACCGUCUGCGGUCUGGAUCAAGUGUUCACGACGCUCACGGACAUCCGCAACAUGCUGGCCGGGGAGCGAGCCGAGGAGAGGCUCGUUCACGUCGUGGAGAACUUGCAGUGCUGCGCGUACUCCAAGCGGGGCAUCGUGAUCCGGGUGUCCGGGGCCUUCGUGCUGGGGAGCCACUUCAUUCCGACCAGCGACGGCAUCCAAGUGGAGGGACUCCUGGCCAGCCCGUCCUUGGACGUCCAGAGCCGGCAGAUGGGAACGUUUAGCGAGCAGUUUGUGAUGGAGCCGGCCGAGCAACAAGGCUCCUUUUUCAUCUCCAAGCAGGAGCUCUACAUCCAGCAAUAGUGAAGAAACUAUGGCUGCUGCUACAAGCGCUACACAGGCGGGACAGGGAAAACAAGCGCGAUCAAAUGAGCUCCAAGUCAAUCAGCCACAGGGCAUCUCACAGAUUUGGGAAGAAGUUCUUAGCGAGAAGCCACAGAGACGACGGUGACGAAGAGGUUUCUUUCAAGUUAUGGCAAAGCGAUAGGAAGGAAAUAAUGCCGAGUUUUUUUUUUCUGUAAACUAUGUUGUAAAGUAUGGUGGAAGAAAGUGGUUUUGUUUAUAUCUUAAA